Physeter macrocephalus (sperm whale) is the source of this 2118-nucleotide messenger RNA. It is a transcript of the gene FAM149B1, whose product is annotated as family with sequence similarity 149 member B1. Bases 162 to 1985 code for a protein of 607 amino acids. Gene Ontology annotation, biological process: protein localization to cilium; cilium assembly. NCBI's taxonomy places the organism in Eukaryota, Metazoa, Chordata, Mammalia, Artiodactyla, Physeteridae. The record is from RefSeq and is a predicted model, not a curated record. The transcript is spliced from 13 exons.
GUGGGGAUCCUGGGGGAGUGACGGCCCGAAGUCUAAGAGACUGGUCGUGACGGGGCCGGAAGGUGGCGGGAGGGGGCCGAACCGGAGCCGGCGGGAGGGCCAGGCCAGAUGCCCCCAACCUGGCUUGCCCGCCCCGGCCGCGGCUGAGGAGGAAGAGGAGGAUGAUCUCCAGAUACACUCGGAAGGCGGUGCCACAGAACUUGGAGCUGAAAGGAAUAACAAAACAUUCUCUAAAUCAUCAUCCCCUUCCAGAGCAGCUGGAUGCAAUUUCCUCUACCAACGACAGCCAUGAAAAAGACAUAAGUUCCCAAAGUGAGUCUGACAUCACACAAGAAUCACCUUUUACAUCAGCUGACACUGGGAAUUCAAGGUCUGCUUUUCCAAGUUAUACAGGCACAGGGAUCUCUACUGAAGGCAGCUCGGACUUCUCCUGGGGAUAUGGUGAACUUGAUCAAAAUGCCACUGAAAAAGUCCACGCAAUGUUCACAGCCAUUGACGAACUCUUGUAUGAGCAGAAGUUGAGUGUACAUAUUAAAAGUCUACAAGAAGAGUGCCAACAGUGGACAUGUAGCUUUCCUCACCUCAGGAUUCUGGGUAGGCAGAUAAUCACUCCAAGUGAAGGUUAUGGACUGUAUCCUAGAUCCCCUUCUGCUGUUUCAGCUUCACAUGAGGCAACACUGUCUCAAGAAAGAGAUUCUACUAUAUUUGGUAUUAGGGGAAAGAAGUUACACUUUUCAUCUUCAUAUGCUCCUAAAGCAUCUUCCAUUGCCAAAUCCCCUAGCUUGUGUUCUAUGGAAAGAGAAGAGGAAGACUGUAUAAUCUUCUCGGAAGGAAUAAUAGAGGAAUACCUAGCAUUCGACCACACAGAUAUGGAAGAGGGGUUUCAUGGAAAGAAAUCAGAAGCAGCUACAGAGAAACAGAAAUUAGGGUACCCACCCAUUGCUCCAUUUUACUGCAUGAAAGAGGAUGUCCUUGCUUAUGUGUUUGAUGAUGUGUGGAGCAAGGUCCUAAGCUGUAUGGAGCAGCUGACACGUAGUCACUGGGAGGGAUUUGCUUCUGAUGAUGACAGUAAUGUUGCAAUAACCAGACCAGUUUCAGAAAGCCCCUGUGUGCUGAAUGAACCACAACCUUUGGUCUUACCUCGAGUGCCACAGUCUAAGGUGCUGUCCAUCACCUCAAAUCCGAUGAGUCUCUGUCAAGCAGCAAGUGGUCAUCAGCCAAAUGUGAAUGGUCUCUUGGUUCAUGGGAUGCCUCUACAGCCAAGAAAUCUCUCCCUAAUGGACAAGCUCCUAGAUCUUGAUGACAAGCUACUUAUGAGGCCUGGGUCCAGUACCAUCCUUUCAACUCGAAAUUGGCCAGAUCGAGCCCUGGAGCUUAGUACAUCAUUUCUGUCAUAUACAGUGCAGUCCGCCAGGAGACGCAAUCCCCCACCACGUACCCUUCAUCCCAUCAGCACAAGCCAUUCACGCGCUGGAACACCAAGACCUAUGGAAGAAAUACUCAGAGGAUCCCGAGUCCCAGUGGCGGCCGACUCACUCUCUCCCUCACCACUGCCUCUGAGUCGAAAUAAUCUGCUGCCACCUAUUGGCACAGCUGAAGUGGAACACUUGAGCACUGUGGGGCCACAAAGGCAAACGAAAACCCAUGGCGAUUCCAGUCGAGCUCGAAGUGCAGCGGUGGAUAAGCCUAACCAUCAGCAGCCCCACGAGAGGCUCCUUUUACCAGACUUUUUCUCCAGGCCCAACACAACUCAGUCAUUUUUGGUCCUCACUUACAUGGAUCUACAAAAUCUCAAAACAGAGGUGGACCAAUCACUAGAACCAGGCAGGGACCAUAGGGCAAGUGAGAAGAACCUGCCUCAGGCUGCAAGGAACAUGUGGGAAGAUUCACAAAUCAGUGUUCAGUCAUCUCGUGAUGCAGAGCUUGUAAACAGGAGACAACUUGAAACUAUCUUCAUGAAGAGUUAUUUUGGUACAACAGACUGAGAACAGUAUCGGCCAAAGAUUACAUGGGUACUGUUUCUAUCUCCAGUUUCUGUCUUCUUUCAGCAUAAGUUAACCAUUUCACUGGACAGUAAUAAUUGUACCCAAAGAUGUAACAAGAGUAAUAUCCUCCAAA